This is a messenger RNA of Staurois parvus, 402 nucleotides long. NCBI's taxonomy places the organism in Eukaryota, Metazoa, Chordata, Amphibia, Anura, Ranidae. The record is from the annotation of a GenBank genome assembly.
AUGCAAACUGCUUCUACAAACAUUUGUGAAAGACUGUGCAGUAAGUCCAUCUGUGAAAUUUCCUUGCUACUAAAUGUUCCACGGUCAACUGUUAGUGGUAUUAUAACAAAGUGGAAGCAACUGGGAACAACAGCAACUCUGCCAUUUGACGUGGUCUACCACGUAAAAUGGACUGAGUGGGAUCAGCAUAUGCUGAAGCGCACAGUGCGCAGAAGUUGCAAACUGUCUGCAGAGUCAAUAGCUAAAGACCUCCAAACUUCUUGUGGCCUUGAAACUAGAGCAACAGUGUUUACAGUGCUUCACGGAAUGGGUUUCCAUGGCCCAGCAGCUGGAUGCAAGCCUUACAUCACCAAGUGCAAUGCAAAGCAUCGGACUCUAGAGCAGAAGAGACGUGUUCUCUGG